UUCUUGACAUGGUAUCAGAGCCUAACCUAAAAUUUUAGGUCAUACGAUCCUUUGUUACUUCUCUUUUCAAUUCUACUUCUCUCUUUGACCUUAGUAUCUUCGAUAAAUUCGUAUCAAGAUACUCUCUAUUACUCUAAAACAUGACUGGCGGAUUACCUACAGAUGGAUCUGAUGAUUCUUCGGUGACUAAAAACACUCCUACACGGCCAGAACUGACACGAAGAAGGAUUGAUCCGUACGAUCUCUCCUCUGGAGAUAAUCCAGGUUCAGUUAUCUCGCAGCCACAAUUGCGAGGGUCAAAUUAUGAUGAGUGGGCGUUGAACAUACGGCUUGCGUUAAGGGCAAGAAAGAAGUUUGGCUUUGCGGAUGGUUCGAUAAUCAAACCGGCGGAGGUCCGAGGAUUCUGAUGAUCUUGAAGAUUGGUGGGCGAAUAACGCCAUGGUUGUUUCUUGGAUCAAACUCACGGUGGCGCCGGAUCUGAGCAGCUCGUUGUCUCACCAUGAAGUGGCUCACGAUUUAUGGACUCACAUUCAGAAGAGGUUCUCGGUGAAGAAUGGACAGAGAGUUCAAAGACUCAAAACAGAGCUUGCUAAUUGUCAACAGAAAGGUGUAGCCGUGGAAGCAUACUAUGGGAAGCUCACAAAAUUGUGGACAAGCCUCUCGGAUUUCCAGCGAGCAAAAACUGUGGAGGAGAUUGCAAAAGAACGGGAAGAGGAUAAACUCCACCAGUUUUUAAUGGGUCUCGACGAGACUCUGUUUGGGGCUGUCAAGUCCUCUUUGCUUUCUCGGGAUCCCUUACCUUCACUUGAUGAGGCGUAUCAAGUGGUUACUCAAGAUGAGGAAUUAAAGAGGUCAAGUCGGCUUCUGGAAGAAUGUAAUGAAGGGGCUAGCUUUGCGGUACAAACUCUGUCUCGUCCUCAACAACAAAGUGUGCUUCGUGAUCCGUCUGCGGUGUGUACAAGUUGCGGUAGGACUGGACACUUUGCUGAGAAUUGCUUUCGCAAGAUUGGAUACCCCUGGUGGUGGGGUGACAGACCUCGUUCAAAGACUCCUAAUACACAACAAGGAGCUUCGGGCAGCUCUAAUGGUGAUCGUCGAGUGGCGACAAUGACUCAAGCAGCACCAAAACGGAGUGAACCAGCUCAAGUAAACCAAGUGGUGACAUCGACGCCUCCAUUUGCUGCAAACUCUGUCAUUACGGAAGCUGACCGUGUUGGUGUGACGGGAUUAAAUGAUCAACAGUGGAAAGCUUUGAAAAAGAUGUUCAAGGAAAGGAACUCGGCAGCAUCGGAAUGUCUUUCGGGACCGCAUCACACAGAUGCUGAUUGGAGCAGGUGAACAGCUUAAUGGACUCUAUUUUUUUAGGGGCGUGGAAGUUGCAGCGCAUACACAAGUCAUGGACGGGCUACCUAAUGAUGUGUGGCAUAGGCGUUUGGGUCAUCCUUCCUCUAAAGUCAUGGAGAUGUUGAAGCUAUCUGAUAGUACUAGUAGUAGUUGCUUUGAUUUUAAGUCUUGUGACGUUUGUAUUCGUGCAAAACAGACAAGAGAUCCCUUUCCUUUGAGUAUUAAUAAGACAUCUGCAGGUUUUGAAUUAAUUCAUUGCGACUUAUGGGGUCCUUAUCGGACGACUGCGAUUUGUGGUUCUCGAUUUUUUCUCACUAUUGUUGACGACCAUUCCCGAGCUGUAUGGAUUUAUUUGUUGCCAUCUAAGUCACACACGACAUCUACACUUCGUGAUUUCGUAUCACUCAUAGAACGUCAAUUUGAUGCAAAAAUAAAGACGAUUCGAAGUGAUAAUGGUGCCGAAUUUAUCAGUCUAGGUAGUUUCUUUCGGGAGAAAGGAAUUAUUCAUGAGACUUCUUGUGUUGGAACGCCUCAACAAAAUGGUCGUGUAGAGAGGAAGCAUCGGCAUAUACUUAACGUCGCACGUGCUUUACGUUUUCAAGCCAAUCUCCCGGUGAAUUUUUGGAGCUUUUGUGCUCUUACUGCUGGAUAUUUGAUCAACCGCACACCAUCAGCGGUUCUUAAUGGAAAAACUCCAUUUAAGAUACUUUAUGAUCGGACUCCACCGAUGAAUCAUCUACGGGUUCUUGGUUGCCUCUGUUAUGUACAUAAUCAAAGACGUGACGGUGACAAAUUCGCUUCUAGGAGCAAUAAAUCCGUAUUUAUUGGUUAUCCCUUUGGGAAAAAGGGUUGGAAGGUAUAUAAUCUUGAGACUGGUGUCAUUUCA
Messenger RNA from Arabidopsis lyrata subsp. lyrata, 2230 nucleotides. RefSeq lists its product as uncharacterized. Gene Ontology annotation, molecular function: nucleic acid binding; zinc ion binding. The coding region runs from base 439 to 1338 and encodes 299 amino acids. The record is from RefSeq and is a predicted model, not a curated record. Lineage: Eukaryota; Viridiplantae; Streptophyta; Magnoliopsida; Brassicales; Brassicaceae. The transcript has 2 exons.